AUGGCUCAGAAAUUCGAUAGCUGCGACCGCCGGAUUCUGACGUUCCCGGCUGUACGCCCUUGUGAGUCCAUCUCUCCGGCAACCCUUCUCGGCUCUUUGAUCCCUCUCUCCCGCAACAUAUGCAAUUUCCAAUCCAAACACUUUGCAACGCAACGGAGAAAUAGCCGAGAAAUAAUCCGCCAAGUUAGUAUUCUUCUCAUGUUCUUUGAGGAAAUUCGUGACUGCAAUUCUGUUGUUUCACAUUCUCUGAUCCUCUGCCUGUCCGAGCUUCACCUGAGCUUUCAAAAAAUUCUGUUUUUAUUGGAAGAUUGCACGAGGGAUGGCGCUCGGAUUUGGAUGCUGACAAAAUGCGAGUUUCUUGCAAGUCAAUUCCGGAUGAUAAUUCGAGCUUUGGCCACCGCCCUUGAUGUUUUGCCAUUGAGUUUGAUCGAUGUGGAUUUUGAAAUCAAGGAGCUGGUUGAAUUAGUAUUGAAGCAAUCAAGGAAGGCAGAAUUUGAGCCUGACCCAGAUGACAAAUUGGCUUCCAAAAGAUUGCUUGCGAUAUUGAAUCAAUUCGAAAAGGGAAUUGAACCGGAUUUGAAUGGCGUAAAGAGGGUUCUUGAUUACCUUAAAAUCAAAAGCUGGAGUGAAUGUAACAUGGAGAUUAAAUUCUUGGAAGAAGAAAUCGCUUAUUCCGAGAGUUCGAAUUGCAACGAAAGAGAGGUUCCUUUUCUCAGUAGCUUGGUGGGGUUCAUGAGCUACAGCAGGGGAGUGAUUUUCGAAGCACUGGAUGAUCAAAACUCCGCGAAUCGAGUCGAUGUUAGGUGCAGCAUGGAGACGCACUUUAGUUGCUUAAACCCUGAAGAUUUUAGGUGCCCAAUUUCUCUUGAGCUGAUGCUUGAUCCGGUGACUGUAUCUACAGGUCAGACUUACGAUCGGUCUUCGAUUCAGAAAUGGCUCAAAGCUGGAAACAAGCUCUGUCCCAAAACAGGGGAGAGGCUCACAAGCACAGAGUUGGUACCUAAUUCGAUUCUGCGAAAGGUAAUCAAAAAGUUUUAUGCCAACAAUGGCAUUUCUCAUAGCAAGUCAGGAAGACAAAGCCGCGACAUAAGUCAAACCGCUGUGCCUGGCAGCCCGGCCGCUGCUGAAGCUAUGAAGUUUCUUUCAAGAUUUCUCAGCAGCAGGCUUGCUUUCGGUACAAAUCAACAGAAAAACAAGGCUGCUUAUGAGAUUCGAUUGCUCGCGAAAUCGAACAUUUUCAACAGGUCUUGCUUGAUCAAGGCUGGCUCUGUCCCUCCUCUCCUGAAACUAUUGUGUUCCACUGAUGCAUCCACACAAGAGAACGCAAUUGCAGCCUUGCUGAAGCUCUCAAAAUAUGCAAGCGGCAAGAAAUUGAUAAUGGCACGUGGAGGACUGCUAUCAGUUCUUGCUGUUCUUGAACAUGGAUUGAGUUUAGAAGCCAGGCAAAGUGCAGCUGCAACAAUAUUCUACCUCUCCUCAGUGAAGGAGUAUCGAAAAGUGAUCGGGGAAACACCUGAGGCCAUCCCGGCUCUUGUGGAGCUGAUCAAGGAAGGGACAACUUGUGGGAAGAAGAAUGCUGUGGUUGCGAUUUUCGGGCUGCUCCUCUGGCCCGAAAAUCACCAAAAGGUGCUUGAAGCAGGUACUGUUCCAUUGCUCGUUGAGAGAUUGGCUUCAUCAGAAAAUACUGAACAACUUAUCAAUGACACACUGGCAGUUCUUGCAAUGCUGGCUGAGAAUGUUGAAGGAACACUUGCAAUCCUGCACACCACGGCAUUGCAUCUGAUCACCGCCAUUCUUCAAACUUCAUCAUCCCAAACCGCGAAAGAGUAUUGCGCUUCAACAUUGCUGUCGUUGUGCAUCAAUGGUGGGGUGGAGGUUGUUGCUGUUUUGGCAAAGGACUCAUCUCUGAUGCCUAGACUCUUUUCACUCCUGACGGAUGGAACCGCUCACGCGAGCAAGAAAGCGCGAUCGCUCAUCAAAAUUAUGCAUACCUUCCAUGAAACUAGCUCUUUGAGAUGGAUGAGUUCUGCGGCUCCAAGAGCACAAUGCAUUCAGGAACGGUGA
Prunus armeniaca (apricot) is the source of this 2064-nucleotide messenger RNA. Lineage: Eukaryota; Viridiplantae; Streptophyta; Magnoliopsida; Rosales; Rosaceae. The record is from the annotation of a GenBank genome assembly.